This is a messenger RNA of Ficedula albicollis (Collared flycatcher), 1365 nucleotides long. It is a transcript of the gene GSTZ1, whose product is annotated as glutathione S-transferase zeta 1. Gene Ontology annotation, cellular component: cytoplasm; mitochondrion. The record is from RefSeq and is a predicted model, not a curated record. The transcript is spliced from 9 exons. The coding region runs from base 299 to 946 and encodes 215 amino acids. Lineage: Eukaryota; Metazoa; Chordata; Aves; Passeriformes; Muscicapidae. Gene Ontology annotation, biological process: L-phenylalanine catabolic process; glutathione metabolic process. Gene Ontology annotation, molecular function: glutathione transferase activity; maleylacetoacetate isomerase activity.
UGGUGACAGCCUGGGAGGCUCUCCAGAUAUCUUAUUUGUUUCUGUAUGAAAAGCUAUGAAAAGAAGAAUGGUUCCCAAAUGUGCUUCUAAGCUUAAAUCUGGUUAAUGAUUUUAAUAGCAGGGCUAGGAGAGGCGACUCAGGAUUGAAUCUGACUGGCUGGUUUUUGGGUCCUGGGCACAGUCUGGGGGGCGUAGUCCUUUCCUCAUUGGUUUUGGGAGAGAAGCCUUCCCCCUUUCCAGCUGAGUUAAAAGGGAAAACACAGAGUUGUUUUUAUUUUGUGGAGACAACUGCACAACCAUGGCAUCUGAAAAGCCAAUACUUUACAGCUAUUUCCGAAGUUCCUGUUCUUGGAGAGUGCGAAUCGCACUGGCUCUGAAAGGAAUUUCCUAUGACCUGGUCCCAGUGAACCUCAUUAAGGAUGGAGGACAGCAGUUUUCUGCUGAAUUCAAGGCACUGAAUCCUAUGCAGCAAGUCCCAGCCUUGAAAAUCGAUGGCAUCACCAUUUCUCAGUCACUAGCUAUAAUUAAUUACCUAGAAGAGACACAUCCUAACCCCAGGCUCCUGCCCCAAGAUCCAAAGAAGAGAGCCCAAGUCAGAAUGAUCGCUGAUCACAUUGCCUCUGGCAUCCAACCACUCCAGAACCUGAGUGUCCUGAAACAAAUGGGGGAGAAAAAAAUGGAAUGGGCUCAGAACUGUAUCACAUCUGGCUUUCAAGCACUGGAGCAGAUUCUGCAGCACACUGCUGGACUCUACUGUGUGGGGGAUGAAGUUUCCGUGGCUGAUCUGUGUUUAGUGCCUCAAGUGGCCAAUGCUGAAAGAUUCAAAGUGGACAUGGGUCCAUAUCCCACAAUAACCAAAAUAAAUAAAGCUCUCUUGGAGUUAGAGGCCUUCAAAAUAAGCCACCCUUCCCGGCAGCCAGAUACUCCUGCAGAGCUGCGAGCUUGAAGCCUUUCUACUCAUUAAAUCUAGAAAGCUGGCAUGAUAAAGAAGACAUCUACAGUUUGAGUAGAACUUCAGUGCCAGUAGGAAUCCCUGUCAUCUGGGUGGGAAGGACAGAUGACCUGGAAGUUGUGUGGAUGACUUACAGGAGCUAUGCCUGUGCUGGAACACCUGCAGCUACUUGGGUUUUUUAUGCUAUCUCCAUGAAGCAGAUUAAAGCAGAAGUAUCCAUAACGAUCAGAAGUUCCCUCUGUAUGGAUUUGGGUAGGGAAAUGUGGCCACAAACAACUGUGAGGCAUUGAGCCAAUUCUGUAUUCUCUACAGGGGCUACUGCUUUCUACCAUCUACAGAAAGACCAUCAGGGAAUCAGUGUACACAGUGUGCUUAUCCUUGGAGCUGCCUUAGAGCCACAGCACAGCCAUCAG